Molecule: messenger RNA, 579 nt
Organism: Linnemannia hyalina
Lineage: Eukaryota; Fungi; Mortierellomycota; Mortierellomycetes; Mortierellales; Mortierellaceae
Source: the annotation of a GenBank genome assembly
AUGGACCACGGCGGCGGACACGGAGGACACGGCGGUGGCGACGGCGGUGGCGGAGGAGGCGGCGGCGGCCAUGACGGAGGGCACGGAGGAGAAGACGACGCUAUGUGCAGUAUGAACAUGCUCUUCAACUGGUCGACCGAGAACCUCUGCGUCGUCUUUGAGUCCUGGAAGAUUAACACACCCUUUGCGCUCGUCGUCUCCUGUAUCGUCAUCAUCGGACUCUCGGCGUCGUACGAAAUGCUCCGCGCCUACUCUCGCAAGUACGAGGAGCGUCUCUUGGAGGGCGCCAGAAAGAGACAAACCAGCGAUGGAUCCUCGCAUGCUGUCGGUGGAGCUACUGAGGACCAGACCCCACUCCUGUCAGGCAGACCUUACACCCUGAGACUGUCAAACCAGCAACAGCUCACACGAGCACUGUUCUACAUGGCACAGGUCUUUGUCGGGUUCUUCUUGAUGCUCAUCUUCAUGACCUACAACGGAUACCUGAUGGCUGCCACGGUCAUUGGUGCUGGUGUUGGUUUCUUUUACUUUGGUGGGGACUCGUUGUCCUCCUCCACCAAGGCACUGAGCUGCCACUAG